Lytechinus pictus (painted urchin) is the source of this 2085-nucleotide messenger RNA. Its product is annotated as putative defense protein. Gene Ontology annotation, molecular function: calcium ion binding. Bases 259 to 1170 code for a protein of 303 amino acids. The record is from RefSeq and is a predicted model, not a curated record. The transcript has 6 exons. NCBI's taxonomy places the organism in Eukaryota, Metazoa, Echinodermata, Echinoidea, Temnopleuroida, Toxopneustidae. Gene Ontology annotation, cellular component: membrane.
GGAAGUAUACAUGUACUUCAUAGCACGAAUUACGCGGAAACUACCUACCACAAUGCUGCGGAGUUUUUUUGUAUUUUAUUUGUGUGCAGUGGAAUCUUCAACAAAGACUUUUGGUGAUUUAGUAUUCUUUAAAUCGCAGAGGUUAUUCCCGAUUUUGUAGCAUAUCAAACGUUAAUUGGGAUUAACGGGAAAGGCCUGAGAAAAUAAUUUGCUUGUUUACGCAAUUGGAGGAUAGGGGAGGAUAGGAAGAAAGGGGAAAUGGCGGGAAGCUCGAAACCUUUUAACUUGCUUGUCAUUUCGAAAAUUGUUGUCAUGAUCGUGUGUCAAGUUCACAACAGCAAAGCCUACCCGGGUGGAGCUCCAAUACAAGCCUGCAGCCAUAUGACUCCGCAGCAUUAUCCUGCAAGUCCCCAGACAUCGAGUAGCCCCUAUACCAUGUCAAUAAGUCAUGCAGCCUAUACCCCAGGACAGCAGAUAACCGUCACAAUUUCGAAGGACAGCGCUUCUGCAGCUUUGAAGGGUAUUCUGAUCCAAGCUCGACGAGAAACUUCCAGCGAUGGAGACCCGAUCAUUGGUACAUGGUCGCAUGGGGACGCCACUAAUUUUGAAUAUCUGGCAUGUGAGAGUGCUAAUUCGGCCAUAACUCAUGCUAAUAAUGACGACAAAGCAGCUACUAUUGAAUUCAAUUGGACACCUCCUGAAACCAAUGGAGCUGUCUAUUUCACGGCAACAUUUGUCCAGUCAAGAAGCGUGUUUUGGGUGGCAGAGACAACAAGCAGUAUAGAACGUGAUCCAGCGUCUGACCCUUGUAACCCUAAUCCCUGUCUUUCCGGUGGGGAUUGCAAUCAAAAUGGAGACACGUUCACUUGUAAUUGUCCAGAGCUCACUACUGGAUCAACAUGUGAAAUGACAUUGAACCCCUGUGAUUCGAAUCCGUGUCUUAAUGGAGGAAACUGUACGAACUCUGCGGAUAAUGCAACUUUCUUGUGUAACUGUCCUUUCAAUUAUACAGGAGCUACAUGCCUACCAGAUCUCCCAUCCACGACAGAAUCAAUAAGUGGGACCGUGUUAUUAACAGACAGAUCAUCAACGACAGGGAAUGGCAGGCAGUUGCUAUGCAGUAUGCAUCUGAUGAUGACCGCAUUUAUGGUUUUAAUCGCAUUUUUGUAAUCAAAUAAAUGAAUAUGAAUAAUAUAUUAGAAUGAAAGAAGUAAAAGAAAAACAUAUAGGUAGAAAGAAAGAUAGAAAGAUAAAAAAGAAAGAAAGAAAGAAAGAAAAGGGGAAGAUAGCUGUAAGAAAGACAGGUUGUAGGAACACGGAUUUGAGGGGAGGGGCAACCAAGGAUUGUGCAAUUCACAAUAAAAGAUAUAUAAAUUAUGAGUAAAACAUAUAAUUAAGAAUUUUACGAUGUUGAAAACUAAUAUAGGAUUGAUAUGAAAAUUUAGUCUUAUAUAACAAAAAAGAACGAUCGCAGAUAUAUACACUUUAUAAGAGAGAGGAUUACUGCUAUAAAACUCUAUCAGUAUCGAGAUGAGGUUUACGUAAGAAUACAUUUAUCGUAUUAUUACCCCCUGGUAUUGUAUAUCAUAAUACUUAUUGAGAUAAAAAAGAAAUUAUGAGAAAUAAACGGAACAAUUCAAAUAGACUGAAAAUUUUCCUUUCUUACAUAGUAAGAGCUAAAAUAUAUAUAAAUUGAUUUGAUUUGGUUUCUGCUUUACUGAGGUCUCUGAUGGUCAGUGUAACAUAUUGGAGUAGUAAUUUAUGUUCUUGGAUUAUUUUAAUUUUCACAUUGUUUCAUAUCAAUGACCUUCAGAAGAAGAGUAAUUGCAAGUCAGAAUUUACUUCAACUGAUUUUAUCAAUGAGUGGUAAAAUACCUAGAUAAUGAUUUAUGUGAGAAUUACACGACAGACACUGACAUAGAGAAUCGUUGCUCAGUUUAUCGUCAAUUGUCAAGUAGUUAUAAAAUUGUAUUUUGUUUUAGCUGUUUGUAUGCUUCCAUUGCAAUGACGAUAAAUUCGUUGAAUUUUCAUUAUUGAAUAUGAUUAGGGAAUAUGAAUUGAUUAAAAAGGCAUAUGUGCAUCUUU